CGCUGCGGCCGCCGCGGCGGCUCCCGGGGCUGUCGCGGGCCGGGGCGGUUGGAUAGGCGGCUGACACUCGUGGCCAUGGAGUGGGGUUCCGAGUCGGGGGCCGUGAGGCGGCACCGCGUCGGAGGGGAGCGCCGGGACGGCCCGGGGGCCAAGCCGCAACUGGAGAGCGACGCCCUGGCGCAGGAGCCCCUGGCGGACGCGUGCGGCGGCGGCGGCGGCGGCGGCGGCAGCGCGGGGACGCGGAAGCGGAGCGGCGGCGCGAGCCGGGGUUCGGGGAGCGGGCUGUCCGAGGCGCGCGCGGCGCUGGGGCUGGCGCUCUACCUGCUCGCGCUGCGGGCCCUCGUGCAGCUCUCGCUGCAGCAGCUGGUGCUGCGCGGGGCCGCUGGUGGCCGCCGCGGAGAGUUCGACGCGCGCCGAGCCAGGGAUUAUCUUGAACACAUAACAUCCAUUGGCCCCAGGACUACAGGAAGUCCAGAAAAUGAAAUUCUGACAGUGCGUUACCUUUUGGAACAGAUUAAACUGAUUGAAGUUCAAAGCAACAGCCUUCACAAGAUUUCAGUAGAUGUGCAACGGCCCACAGGCUCCUUUAGCAUUGACUUCUUGGGAGGGUUUACAAGCUACUAUGACAACAUCACCAACGUUGUGGUAAAGCUGGAACCCAGAGAUGGAGCCCAGCAUGCCAUCCUGGCUAACUGUCAUUUUGACUCAGUGGCGAACUCACCAGGUGCCAGCGAUGAUGCAGUUAGCUGUUCAGUGAUGCUGGAAGUCCUUCGUGUCUUGUCAACAUCUUCAGAAGCCCUACAUCAUGCUGUCAUAUUUCUCUUUAAUGGUGCUGAGGAGAAUGUCUUGCAAGCCAGUCAUGGUUUUAUUACCCAGCACCCUUGGGCCAGCUUGGUUCGUGCAUUUAUUAACCUGGAGGCAGCGGGUGUAGGAGGGAAAGAACUUGUAUUCCAAACAGGUCCUGAAAAUCCUUGGUUGGUCCAAGCUUAUGUUUCAGCAGCCAAACACCCUUUUGCUUCUGUGGUGGCUCAGGAGGUUUUCCAGAGUGGAAUCAUUCCUUCAGAUACUGACUUCCGUAUCUACAGGGAUUUUGGAAACAUUCCAGGAAUAGAUUUAGCUUUUAUUGAGAAUGGAUACAUUUAUCACACCAAGUAUGACACAGCGGACAGAAUUCAAACAGAUUCCAUUCAGAGAGCAGGUGACAACAUUUUAGCAGUUCUUAAAUAUCUAGCUACAUCUGAUAUGUUGGCUUCUUCUUCUAAGUAUCGACAUGGAAACAUGGUCUUCUUUGAUGUGCUUGGCCUAUUUGUCAUUGCCUACCCGUCUCGUGUUGGCUCGAUAAUUAACUACAUGGUGGUAAUGGCUGUUGUUUUAUACCUGGGAAAGAAAUUAUUGCAGCCCCAAAAUAAGACUGCUGCCUACACAAAGGACUUCUUCUGUGGCCUCGGCAUCACUCUGAUAAGCUGGUUUACUAGCUUGGUUACAGUUCUCAUCAUAGCAGUGUUCAUCUCUCUUAUUGGACAGUCUCUCUCAUGGUAUAACCACUUCUACGUCUCCGUUUGUUUGUACGGAACUGCAGCUGUAGCUAAAAUAAUAUUCAUACAUACCCUUGCAAAAAGAUUUUAUUAUGUGAAUGCCAGUGACCAGUAUCUGGGAGAAGUGUUUUUUGACGUCUCGCUGUUUGUGCACUGUGGAUUCCUGACAGCUCUCACUUACCAAGGGCUCUGCUCGGCAUUUAUUAGCGCUGUCUGGGUGGCAUUCCCAUUGCUCACAAAGCUUUGCGUGCACAAGGACUUUAAGCGGCAUGGUGCUGGAGGAAAAUUUAUUGCCUUUUACCUUUUGGGGAUGUUUAUUCCUUAUCUUUAUGCAUUGUACCUCAUCUGGGCCGUAUUUGAGAUGUUUACCCCUAUCCUUGGGAGGAGUGGCUCGGAAAUUCCACCUGAUGUUGUGCUGGCUUCUAUUUUGGCUGGUUGUACGAUGAUUCUCUCAUCCUAUUUUAUUAACUUCAUCUAUCUUGCCAAAAGCACAAAAAGAACCAUGCUGACUUUAACUUUGGCAUGUACAAUGACAUUCCUCCUUGUUUGCAGUGGAACAUUUUUCCCAUACAGCUCCAACCCUGCCAGUCCAAAGCCAAAGAGAGUGUUUCUUCAGCAUGUGACUAGAACAUUUCAUGAUUUGGACGGAAACGUAGUUAAACGGGACUCUGGAGUAUGGAUCAAUGGGUUUGAUUAUACCGGCAUGUCUCACAUAACAUCUCACGUUCCCGAGAUCAACGAUACCAUCCGAGCUCGCUGUGAGGAGAACGCACCCCUCUGUGGUUUCCCUUGGUAUCUUCCAGUGCACUUCCUCAUCAGGAAAAACUGGUAUCUUCCUGCCCCAGAAGUUUCUCCAAGAGAACCUCCUCAUUUCAGACUUGUAUCCAAAGAACAGACACCCUGGGAUUCUAUAAAGCUGACCUUUGAAGCAACAGGACCAAGCCAUAUGUCGUUCUAUGUUCGGGCCCACAAAGGGUCUAUGCUUUCUCAGUGGUCUCUCGGCAGUGGCACCCCAGUCACGAGUAAAGGAGGGGACUACUUUGUAUUUUAUUCCCAUGGACUCCAAGCCUCUGCAUGGCAGUUCUGGAUAGAAGUGCAGGUCUUGGAAGAACAGCCUGAAGGAAUGGUCACGGUGGCCAUUGCUGCCCAUUAUUUUUCUGGGGAAGACAAGCGAUCCUCCCAGCUGGAUGCUUUGAAAGGAAAAUUCCCAGACUGGACAUUUCCCUCAGCCUGGGUGUGCACCUACAAUCUCUUUGUGUUUUAAUCUUGUGGAUGAGCUCUAAGUACAUGCCCAGUGGGAUAUGCCAUGUGGCACUGUUUCUCCUUAUGGUACACGGAUGUUUGUAUGUAAGUCGAUGAAUUUUAACAAGCAUACGUUCAAAGAGCUUUAUGGGCUAACACUCUUCAGGGCCAAGCACCGUCUAUAAUGGUUACACUGUGGGGUAGUGUGCAUGGCCAUUUUGACACUUGAAAAUACCAAUUUUAUGGCACUUAAGCACAUGUGGGUACUGCCACUACACACAUGUCAUCUUCUAUGACCUUAAGGACAAAAGCCAACAAACCACUUUAAUAGUUGUCCCCUUAGGAUCAUGAAAGAUGCAGAAGGUACUGUAAAUCCAUUGUUAAUAAGACAAAUGACAUUUCCAAUUAAAGCCCAAGACCCUUUUCUGUGUCAGUAGAUAGGUAAAAUAUCCUUCACAGAGGUAAUGAUUCCCCUUGAGACCUAACUCUGUAGGUCAUUAGAAAGCAAUUGCAGGGCUUCCUAGAUGGCGCAGUGGUUAAGAAUCCGCCUGCCAGUGCAGGGGACGCAGGUUCGAUCCCUGCUCCGGGAAGAUCCCAUUUAAAAAAAAAAAAAAAAAAAAAGAAA
Hippopotamus amphibius kiboko is the source of this 3402-nucleotide messenger RNA. It is a transcript of the gene ERMP1, whose product is annotated as endoplasmic reticulum metallopeptidase 1. The record is from RefSeq and is a predicted model, not a curated record. The transcript is spliced from 15 exons. The coding region runs from base 76 to 2799 and encodes 907 amino acids. Gene Ontology annotation, molecular function: metalloexopeptidase activity. Gene Ontology annotation, biological process: proteolysis. Lineage: Eukaryota; Metazoa; Chordata; Mammalia; Artiodactyla; Hippopotamidae.